Molecule: messenger RNA, 1546 nt
Organism: Aspergillus pseudotamarii
Lineage: Eukaryota; Fungi; Ascomycota; Eurotiomycetes; Eurotiales; Aspergillaceae
Product: putative protein phosphatase PP1 regulatory subunit Sds22
Exons: 7
Coding region: 39-1073 (344 amino acids)
Molecular function (GO): protein binding
Source: RefSeq, a predicted model, not a curated record
UAAAAAGGGAAAAAUAAUCUACAUACCUCCCCGCCACGAUGAAGGACAGCAAAGGGUGGGACGGAAAACUGAGAGUCGGUCCCCAGGCAACCAUUACGAAUCCAGAGGCCAUAGAAGACCCGGAUUACUCGGAUGAGGAUGCGCCGCCGGUAGAGGAGAUCGAGGCCGACGAAGACUUGCUAGAGGAUGAGGACAAGGAUACUGAGGAGAUCGAUCUCGUCCAUUGUCGUAUUGCGUCCGUCCCGGCUUUACAUCUAGAGCGAUUUCCUAAAGUACAGAGAAUAUGUCUGCGGCAGAACCAAAUAACGCGGAUCGCGUUUCCUUCUGAAAUCGCCGGGUCGCUGGUCGAGCUCGAUCUCUACGAUAACCUUAUUUCGCAUGUGAAGGGCCUAGAUGAGUUCAAGGAUCUGACUAGUCUGGACCUGAGCUUCAAUAAGAUUAAGCAUAUCAAGAACAUCUCGCAUCUGGUCAAGUUGACGGACCUGUACUUUGUGCAGAACAAGAUUUCGAAGAUUGAAGGGCUAGAGGAGCUGAAGCUGUUGAGGAAUUUAGAGCUGGGUGCUAACCGGAUCAGGGAAAUCGAGAACCUUGAGUCGUUGACGUCUCUGGAGGAACUGUGGCUCGGGAAGAAUAAGAUCACUGAGUUCAAGAAUCUAGAUGCUUUGCAGAACCUCAAAAUCCUCUCUAUUCAGUCAAACAGACUCACUAGUUUGAACGGACUCUCCUCCCUCAAGAACCUCGAAGAGCUUUACGUCUCUCAUAACGCUAUUACCGAGCUCAGCGGUCUCGAAUCGAACACCAAUCUACGCGUUCUUGACUUUUCGAACAAUCAGGUCUCUAAGCUCGAGCAUCUAUCGCAUUUGACGAACCUAGAGGAGCUCUGGGGGUCGAACAACCAGUUGUCUAGCUUCGAUGAGGUGGAGAAGGAGCUGAAGGAUAAGGAGAAGCUACAGACGGUCUACUUUGAGGGCAACCCGUUGCAGACGAAGGGGCCUGCAGUGUACCGGAAUAAGGUGCGCUUAGCGAUACCGCACAUUAUGCAGAUUGACGCUACGUUUGUGAGAAUAGCUUAAUUACCGUACUAGGACUGGCAUGGCUGAUGAUACAAUGGAAAUCAUGGUUAAUGGAAAGCGGAUUUCAUUCCUAUACAUCUCCUAUGUUACAUGUAGAUUAAGAGAAACUUCAUAUUCUCUGUGUUUACGAUGUGAUACCUCGCUUUGAGGAGGUAUACUUCGAGCCUGCUCGACCUCUGGAACGAUCUACAGAUCGUCCAUAGCCUGACGGGCACUAGCUGAGCAUCGCUCAACAGUCGUGCCGGGAAAAGUCUCUCUAUCCGCCCUGGAAGACAGCGAUGCAGCAUCACGCCCAACAAGACCAACAGAGCAUCCUAAUGCGUGCAUGCACACUCACACGCACGUCGCAUUGCCCAAGCCAACCCAUCCUCAAUCCACCUCCAUGUCCUUACCCUCAACCGUCCUCUCCCCAGAAUUCGACCCAUCCCCACCCUCUUCCCCCCUAAGCCCUCCCUCAUAAAGCGCCAUCAAAC